AUGGACGAAGCAAAGAAGACCAGUGAAAUCCUAAAAGGAAUUAAGAACAAGCACCGCAGACAAAAGGUGUUUGCUGCUAUCCAGGCAGAAAAAUCCAAAGAGAAGCACAAACUCCGUGCCGCCAGAGCCAAAGAGGAGAGAGAAAACCCACAACUCAAAGAGGAAAGACUUGCCAACAAUGUGCCUGAAACGUUGGAGACGAAAAGAGUUUUCGAUGAGACCAUUGCUACCGAGAUCGAGGGCGAAGACGAGUUUUUUGAGCUCUUCAACAAGUCACAAAGAGACCCAAAAGUGCUUAUCACCACCAGUCCGAACGCCAGGAAGUGUGCCUAUGAAUUUGCAGACAUUCUCAUGGAGUUUGUUCCUAACGUAACAUUCGUCAAGAGAAAGAGAGAGUAUCAGAUGAAGGAGAUGGCCCAGUACUGUAACAACAGAGAGUUCACGGACCUCAUUGUCAUCAACGAAGACAAAAAGAAGGUCAACGGUCUAACAUUCAUUCAUCUACCUGAGGGUCCAACAUACUACUUUUCUGUUACGUCUCUUACUACCACUGAACGUAUUAAAGGGCACGGAAGAGCUACGCUGCACACACCAGAACUUAUACUCAACAACUUCAACACACGUUUGGGUAAGACUGUUGGAAGACUCUUCCAGGCCAUAUUCCCAGCACAGCCCGAGGUUGAGGGUCGUCAGGUGAUCACCUUGCACAACCAGAGAGACUAUAUCUUUUUCCGGAGACACAGAUAUGUUUUCCGAGACGAGAAGAAGGUGGGCUUGCAGGAGUUGGGGCCCCAGUUCACUUUGAAGUUGAGAAGACUACAGAAGGGUAUAAAGGACGAGAUUGAGUGGGAGUUCAAGGCCGACAUGGAGAGAGACAAGCGGAAGUUCUACCUUUAG
This is a messenger RNA of Australozyma saopauloensis, 897 nucleotides long. RefSeq names its product rRNA-binding ribosome biosynthesis protein (gene RPF1). Gene Ontology annotation, cellular component: preribosome, large subunit precursor; nucleolus. The coding region runs from base 1 to 897 and encodes 298 amino acids. The record is from RefSeq and is a predicted model, not a curated record. NCBI's taxonomy places the organism in Eukaryota, Fungi, Ascomycota, Pichiomycetes, Serinales, Metschnikowiaceae. Gene Ontology annotation, biological process: maturation of LSU-rRNA; maturation of 5.8S rRNA. The transcript has a single exon. Gene Ontology annotation, molecular function: rRNA primary transcript binding.